GAGAAGUGACGUAAAAUCGCGACUGCGCUCGUUAGCCCGCGAAGUCUGAACGGCUGACGGUGGAGGAUGCGCUGACCCACACAGCCUGCAUUUCAGCCAACCUCUGUGCCUUCCUGAAAACAGACCACUAUGCCCAAGAUAACCCUGAACGGGGUGACUGUGGAUUUCCCUUUCCAGCCAUACAAAUGCCAGGAGGAGUACAUGACCAAGGUUCUGGAGUGUCUACAGAAGAAAGUGAACGGCGUCCUGGAGAGCCCUACAGGCACAGGGAAGACCCUGUGCCUGCUCUGUAGCACGCUCGCCUGGCGGGAGCACCUUCGUGAUGCCAUCUCUGCUGGCAAGAUUGCUGAGAGGACCCAAGGGGAGCUCUUCCUGGAUCGCUCCUUGUCGUCCUGGGGGAAUGCUGCUUCAGAGGGAGAUGCCACAGCUUGCUAUGCAGACAUCCCGAAGAUCAUUUAUGCCUCCAGGACCCACUCACAACUCACGCAGGUCAUCGGUGAGCUUCGGAACACAUCCUACCGGCCCAGGGUGUGUGUGCUGGGCUCCCGGGAGCAGCUGUGCAUCCACCCCGAGGUGAAGAAGCAGGACAGUAACCACGUGCAGAUCCACCUGUGCCGCAAGAAGGUGGCGAGUCACACCUGUCACUUCUACAACAAUGUAGAAGAGAAGAGCCUGGAGCAGGACCUGGCCACCCCCAUCCUGGACAUCGAGGACCUGGUCAAGAGUGGGAACAGGCACAGGCUGUGCCCCUACUACCUGUCCCGGAACCUGAAGCAGCAGGCUGACAUCAUCUUCAUGCCAUACAACUACCUGCUGGAUGCCAAGAGUCGCCGGGCACACGGCAUCGACCUGAAGGGGACAGUGGUGAUCUUUGAUGAAGCUCACAAUGUGGAGAAGAUGUGUGAGGAGUCGGCAUCCUUUGACCUGACCCCCCAUGAUGUGGCUUCCGGACUGGAUGUCAUAGACCAGGUUCUAGAGGAGCAGACCAAGGCAGCGCAGCAGGGCGAGCUUUGCCUGGAGUUCAGUGCAGACGCCAACUCAGGGCUGAACAUGGAGCUGGAGGACAUUGCGAAGCUGAAGAUGAUUCUGCUUCGCCUGGAGGGGGCCAUUGAUGCCGUCGAGCUGCCUGGAGAUGACACAGGCAUCACCAAGCCUGGGAGCUACAUCUUCGAGCUGUUCGCCGAGGCCCAGAUCACGUUUCAGACCAAGGGGUGCAUCUUGGACUCCCUGGACCAGAUCAUCCAGUACCUGGCAGGACGCACUGGGCUGUUCACCAACACAGCAGGACUGCAGAAGCUCUCGGACAUCAUCCAGAUUGUGUUCAGUGCAGACCCUGCCGAGGACGGCUCCACAUUGGGGCUGGGGGCCUCUCAGUCCUACAAGGUGCACAUCCACCCUGACACCAGUCACCGGAGGACAGCUCAGCGGUCAGAUGCCUGGAGCUCCACAGCAGCCAGAAAGCAAGGGAAGGUGCUCAGUUACUGGUGCUUCAGCCCUGGCUACAGCCUGCGUGAGCUGGUCCGCCAGGGCAUCCGCACACUCCUCCUCACCAGCGGCACACUCGCCCCUGUGUCUUCCUUCGCCCUGGAGAUGCAGAUCCCUUUCCCAGUCUGCUUGGAGAACCCACACGUCAUCGACAAGCACCAGAUCUGGGUGGGGAUUGUCCCCAAAGGCCCCGAUGGAGCCCAGCUGAGCUCUGCCUUUGACAAACGGUUCUCUGAGGAGUGCUUGUCCUCCCUGGGGAAGGCGCUAGUGAACAUUGCCCAAGUGGUUCCCCAUGGGCUCCUAGUCUUUUUCCCUUCCUACCCAGUCCUGGAGAAGAGCCUGGAAUUCUGGCGGGCCCGGGACUUCGCCAGGAAGCUGGAGGCCCUGAAGCCUCUAUUUGUGGAGCCGAGGAGCAAGGGUGGCUUCUCAGAGGUGAUGGGUGCUUACUACUCGAGCAUUGCCUCCCCGGGGUCCCGAGGGGCUGCCUUCCUGGCUGUGUGCCGGGGAAAGGCCAGUGAGGGGCUGGACUUCGCAGAUGUGAAUGGCCGAGGGGUGGUCAUUACGGGCCUCCCUUACCCCCCACGCAAGGACCCCCGGGUCAUCCUCAAGAUGCAGUUUCUAGAUGAGAUGAAGGGCAGGAGUGGAACCUCAGGCCAGUUCCUCUCUGGGCAAGACUGGUACCGGCAACAGGCAUCCAGGGCUGUGAACCAGGCCAUUGGGAGGGUCAUUCGGCAUCGCCACGACUAUGGGGUCGUCUUCCUCUGUGACCACAGGUUCACCUGUGCGGAUGCCAGAGCCCAGCUGCCAUCUUGGGUACGCCCCCACGUCAAAGUGUAUGACCACUUCGGCCAUAUCAUUCGAGAUGUGGCCCAAUUUUUCCGGGUUGCUCAGAAAACAGUGAGUCCUGAACGCCCAGCCGGCUAUGCCCUCGGAGGAGCUGGGUGGGACCCCCAACCCCAACCACCUGUGACUGUCCAGAUGCCAGUGCCCCUGGCUGCUGCCCCAAGCCUGGCCCAGGAAGAAGGUGCUGUCAAGGUGGACAUGUCGCUCGGGCCCCUCUCCACCAAGAAAGCCAGGAAUCUGGAUGUGCACGUCCCCAGCCUGAGGCAGAGACCCACAGGACUGCCAGCCUCCGAAGACAGUGGGGACAUUGAGGGCAGCCUGUGUGUGGAGUAUGAGCAGGAGCCUGUUCACACCCAGCAAAGGCCCAUGGGGCUGCUGGCUGCCCUGGAGCACAGUGAGCAGCUGGCCAGAGAGCCUGAGGACCAGGCCCUGCCCGGGGAGGAGAAGGCACAGUGUCGCUCUAGCACAUCACUCCCCGGUGAGAAGAGGUCUGUGGAGGAGCAGAGAGGAGGGAGGAAGAAGAUCAGGCUACUCAGUUGCCAGAAGGGGCUGGCAGCAGGUGCACAAGCGGACAGAGCCAAGCUGUUCAUUGUGACCGUGAAGCAGGCGCUAAGCCAGGCCAGCUUCGACUCCUUCACCCGGGCCCUGCAGGAGUACAAGGGCUCAGACAAUUUCCAGGCCCUGGUGGACCACCUCAGCCCCCUCUUUGCCGAAGACCCCAAGAAGCACAGCCUGCUUCAAGGCUUCUACCAGUUCGUGCGACCCCACCACAAGCAGCAGUUUGAAGAGCUCUGCCUCCAGCUGACAGGCCGAAGUUGCAGCCACCUGCCUGAAUACAGCCUUCUGCGUGGGCAGUGGGCACAGCCAUCCUUGGAUCCCAGAAUGAGAGAGCCUGUCCCCAAGAUGACCCUUUCCCAGGGUGCGGCCAGGCAGCUGGACCCUGGAGACCACUUGAACCAGGGCCAGCCUCACCUGGCCUCCAGGCCAGUACCCAAAGGAGACAGUGGCGGCUGUUUGCAAGAGGGGUGUAGCAACCCUCAAGCAGAGAAGCCUGGCCAGCCUGCUGUGAGCACCUACCUGGCCGAUGCCCGCAGGGCCCUGGGAUCUGCAGGAUGCAGCCAACUCCUAGCAGCACUGACCACCUACAAACGUGAUGACGACUUUGAGAAGAUGGUGGCCGUGGUAGCAUCACUGACCACCUCGAGGCCCGAGGACUUGCCUCUGCUGCAGAGGUUCAGCAUGUUUGUGCGCCCACACCACAAGCUGCGCUUCCGGCAGAUGUGUGCAGACCUGACUGGCUGGCCCACCCUGGGUGCAGGCACUGAGCCACCAGGACCCCAGGAGGGGAGCUCCAAGGUGCCUCCUGACCUCAACCCCAGGUCUCCCUGCCCAGGUAGGGUGAUCUGCCUGGUGCUCCUACUGCCCCCACCCUGUCACCAGAGCCCCAAUCGGCCCUGGAAGAAAUGGGCAGCAGGGAUGUGCCAGGAGCCCCUUGGACUCACUCCUCUAUGUCCAGGGCCCUCUGAGCUGGAGAGACCAGGGAGGACCCAGAGCAAGAUCUCCCCCUUCCUCAGACAGCGGCCUGACCCCCAGCCUCCCCCACAGAGAGACACAAUCUGAGUGUGGUAGGUCUUGUGGGAGGGGCUGCAGGGACUGUUGGGCAGCAGGCCUGGUGUGCCCAGCUGCAAGGCAGAGGAAAGCAUCCACCUCUGUGUCCCUCCUCCACCUUGAACUGUGCCAGGCCUUCUGGCAACAGGACCUCUAGGUCUCAACCAGACCUCAGGGACAUGGCUGCUGGGCAUCCCCCCCUGGGGUGGGGUGGUCAGCGGUACCCGGCAGGCAUGUCCAGCAUCCUCUGUGUCUUUACAGGUCUUCUGGAGACUCUUCUGGGCACUGCAGGGCCCCCGAGGCUGAGGCCACACCCUCCCUGAAUGCAGCUUAGACACCUGACUGUUGGCUCGGGGUGGGCAGGCCCAGCACCAGCAACCCCUUGGCCAAGAGCCCACCUGUCAAGGAGGGCCGGUCCAUUGCACACAGGGACACCCCUGAGACAGAAGCUGGGUCUUGGACUGCCUGGGAGAAGCCCUGAAGCCACUGUGGGGUGGGGGUGGGGUGGGUCAGCCAGAAGGUGCUUCCUCAGAACUUCCCCUGGCUGCUGACUUGUGGGUGGAGCCUCAGGGGUUGGCAGCUGAGCCCGCGCCUGGAAAGGGGGUAUCACCUGCUCCCCUCUGGGACCUGUGCCUGGGCAGUGGGCGGGUGAAAGCUCUAAUAAAGCUGCUGGCCCCACUGGGA
Molecule: messenger RNA, 4620 nt
Organism: Miniopterus natalensis
Lineage: Eukaryota; Metazoa; Chordata; Mammalia; Chiroptera; Miniopteridae
Source: RefSeq, a predicted model, not a curated record